Leptosia nina is the source of this 2100-nucleotide messenger RNA. The record is from the annotation of a GenBank genome assembly. NCBI's taxonomy places the organism in Eukaryota, Metazoa, Arthropoda, Insecta, Lepidoptera, Pieridae.
AUGGAAGACAAUAUUUUAACAUCUACGCCACUGCGGCCGGUAUCCAGGAUAAGUAUUGGCGGGAGUUCUUCACGAAGGCGAAGUCUUAUACCGCAGAGUCGUGUAAAAGCCGUCCGUGAUCAGGAACGUAAUGAUGACGAUGCCGAGAGGUCAUCUUUGGUUGCUUCAGAGAAGGCUAUCACUUCUUCUCCGCAAGCAUCACCUAGGAGAUUGCGAGAAACAAUGACGUCGUCACCUAUGAAAGAGCACUACCAAGGAUGCCUAAAAUUAUAUGCAGAAAAUAAAAUAAACAAAGAGAAUGCAUGGAAUCUACAAUUGAUAGACUUUAUGACAACAAUGAUGCAUCGUCAUGAUGCCAGGAUGGACAAUUUCCAAACAGCGUCCACCUUAAUUGAUGCAUCUUCUAAAAUUUAUUCGUUUCGAGUAGAUGCCGUCCAUUAUGAUGCUCUCAAAGUUGCAGGAGGAUUAAGCAAAGCAGCUCAGAGUAAAAGAGGUAAAAAGGAUGACGCAGAAGCUAACAUUGAUGGAGAAGUGGAAGAGGGUGCUACGGCAGCACCUAAGAAAAAGAAAAAGAAAUCUAAGGGUGUUAUAGUUGCCAAUCCUGAAACUCUUAAUGGAGAUUUUGAGACCAAUGAUUUUGUUGAUCCAUUUUUUGAAAGACUAGCAGCAAGAAGUGGUGAUGUUACAUCUAUAAACAGAGCAUUUAAUGCUACCUUACCCAUUCAUAAUAGGACGUUAGCAUUGAUGUUAAGAACAGAUUUACCAUUCCUCAAAAAUAACAAAGAACCUUUACCUGCCGUUGAUUGGUCUGAAAGAAUUACAAUUCCCAAAAAGCUGUUUCCUGCAUGGACAGAAAGCAGUCAUAUUUGUGAACCAUUUACUGGAUUUUCUAUUACUAAUUGGGAUCCUGAUACAGAAGACACACAUACGCGCGUGAACGACUGGAUAGAUGACAACAGAUUAAACCUAUCCCAGCAAGCUCUCGCAAUAGAUGUCAAUGCUGAAGUUGAACCAAUACCCAUGGAUGAACCUAACAAUGAUCCAUUUGAAGACGAACCACUCGGUGGUUUAGAAAGCGACGAAGAGGCAGACAUAGCAGUUGCAGCUUGCGUGGCCAAGUUACCACCGGCCCCGCUAGCGAGGCUCACAGACAUGCGGCCAACGCUACCACAACACUCACGACUCGAAUACUCCUAUAACGCCAUACUCACAGCCUGGGCUGGGCCCUCACAUUGGCGGCUUAAGAAUAACAGGGCCUCCAAACCCGAUCGUACCCAUUCAACCGCAGCUCGGCUGACGGUGGAGAACAAAAAAGCACCUCGAACAAAGCGAGUACUAGACUUUAUGGGAGCGGGUCUAAGGUUUGAUUAUCGCGCGGAGCCCACGGGAGAGUUUGAACCUGCCCAGCCGGCCAAAAUAGCAAUUAGUAGAAAAACAUUAGCAACGGGGCAUACAUGGAAUGAAGCUAAUUACAAAACACCGAUUGACAGAGGCUUGGAUGAGACACAUUUCCUGAAGUUAUUCUUGCGGAAUAACGUUAUGAUGGUGCGCAAGCGUGACUUGGAACAAAGAAAGGCGGUGUCUGUGCCCGCGCCGGAACCUUUGACUGUGGACGAGCACAAUGACUACGAUUACAACAACGAAAAUGAUGCAUCAUAUUGUCCCAAUACUAUGCCGGAAGCCGACGAAUGGGGCAACGAGGAAGGUGCGGCGGCUGGUCUGCAUGGCCAGGUUAAUGCUCAAACAGAUGACAAUGAAGAUCUUGGAGAGUUGCUGGAACCACCAACUAAGAUACCGAAAAUAUUUAUACCCUACGCAAUGAGAGCGAAGAAGGUCGAUAUGAAACAACUAAAGCAUUGUACUUGGAAAAUUCUCACUCGAGAAUCUCCUCCCGGGGAAGAGGAACAUGUGUCUGAAACGACAUUCUUCAAGAUCUAUUCGAAACUACCCUCGAAGCUAUCGGCAAAUAUGCGCGAAUCGCUCAGUGUACCGUUAGCGUUAUUAUCAGUGCUGCAUUUAGCAAAUGAAAAAGGACUUGUUUUAGAAAAGAGAGACGAUUUAAAAGAUUUUAAAAUUGUAGGCCUAGAAAAUAAAACAUAA